Cokeromyces recurvatus is the source of this 1966-nucleotide messenger RNA. Its product is annotated as phosphoenolpyruvate carboxykinase [ATP]. The coding region runs from base 61 to 1722 and encodes 553 amino acids. The transcript has 6 exons. Lineage: Eukaryota; Fungi; Mucoromycota; Mucoromycetes; Mucorales; Mucoraceae. Gene Ontology annotation, molecular function: ATP binding; phosphoenolpyruvate carboxykinase (ATP) activity. Gene Ontology annotation, biological process: gluconeogenesis. The record is from RefSeq and is a predicted model, not a curated record. Gene Ontology annotation, cellular component: cytosol.
AUAUGAAUUAGCUUCUUUUUUUAUUUUAUUUUAUUUUUUUUCUUUUAUCCAAAAAAAAAAAUGACUAUUGGUAAUAAUCGUCCUGGCUCUUCCAGACCUGGAUCCCCUACUGUUCAUACAAAAGUAGAAGAGGAUCUUCAUACGAUGGCUGGUAUUGAUUACGAUAAAGUUACAAUCAAACAUAAUCCUUCUGUAGCUGUACUUUAUGAAGAGGCUUUAACACAUGAAUUUGGUACAGUUAUCUCUUCUACAGGUGCUUUAUGUUCCUAUUCUGGUAAAAAGACAGGUAGAAGUCCGAAAGAUAAACGUAUUGUUGAAGAGGAAACGACGAAAAAAGAUAUUUGGUGGGGUCCUAUAAAUACUAAAAUGAGUGAAAGAGUCUUUUUAAUUAAUCGUGAAAGAGCUAUUGAUUAUCUGAAUACGCAUCCUCGUCUUUAUGUCUUUGACGGAUUUGCAGGCUGGGAUCCCAGAUAUCGUAAAAAGAUAAGAGUGAUUGCUUCUAGGGCUUAUCAUGCUUUAUUUAUGCACAACAUGCUAAUUAGACCUACUGAAAAAGAAAUUGAAAACUUUGGGACUCCUGAUUUUACCAUCUUUAACGCUGGUGAGUUUCCUGCUAAUCGUUAUACAACUGGUAUGACUUCGACUACCUCUAUUUCUAUUAACUUUAAACGUCAUGAAAUGGUUAUUCUUGGUUCUGAAUACGCUGGUGAAAUGAAGAAAGGAAUUUUUACAGUAAUGCAUUAUUUGAUGCCAAAAGCGGGUGUACUUUCUUUACAUUCAUCUGCAAAUGAAGGCCCUAAUGGUGAUGUCUCUCUUUUCUUUGGUCUUUCAGGUACGGGUAAGACGACAUUAAGUGCUGAUUCUAAACGACGUUUAAUCGGAGAUGAUGAACAUUGUUGGAGUGAAACUGGCAUAUUUAAUAUUGAAGGAGGUUGUUAUGCAAAGUGUAUUGAUUUAUCUAUGGAAAAGGAACCAGAGAUCUUCAAAGCUAUACGAUUUGGUUCUGUUCUUGAAAAUGUUGUUCUAAAUGCAGAAUCUCGUGAAGUUGAUUAUGAGGAUGAUUAUUUGACUGAAAAUACGCGAUGUGCUUAUCCAAUUGAUUAUAUUCCUAAUGCCAAGAUUCCUUGCUUAAGUGGCCAUCCUAAAAAUAUAAUUUUAUUGACCUGUGAUGCAUUCGGUGUUAUUCCACCUGUUUCUAAAUUAUCCUCUAGUCAAGUUAUGUAUCAUUUUAUUUCAGGUUAUACAACAAAAGUGGCUGGUACAGAAGAUGGUAUUGUUGAACCUACACCCACCUUUAGCGCCUGUUUUGGUGCACCUUUCUUAGUCCUUCAUCCACAAAAAUAUGCCACAAUGUUAGCGGACAAGAUGAGCAAGCAUGAUGUUGAUGCUUGGUUAAUUAAUACAGGCUGGAUUGGUAACUCUGCAAAAAAUGGUGGUAAGCGAUGUCCCUUAAAGUAUACACGUGCCAUCUUGGAUGCUAUCCAUAAUGGUUCACUUGUUGAAAAUCAAGAAUAUGAAAAUUAUGAAAUAUUUAAUUUCAACAUUCCAACUACCGUUCAAGGUGUCCCAAAACAAUUACUUCAUCCAAGAAGGGCAUGGCAAAGUGACCUCAGGGACUUUGAUGAGUCUCUUAAAGAUGUUGCUAAUAUGUUUAUCGAGAAUUUUAAGAAUUUUCAAGAUGAAGCUAGUCCUGAAACAUAUCAAGCGGGCCCACGUAUUUAAAAAAGAAAGAAAGAAAAUAAAUAAAUAGCAGAACUUGUAUAUGAUCUUUUAUUAUUAUAUUGAAUAAAGAAAGAAAGAAAAGAAAGAGAGAUAAUUAGCUUCUACCCUAUUUCCUUCCCCCUUGAUUUGUGCGUGUGUGCGUGUGUGUGUGUGUGUGUGUAUCUGAAGGUGUAUUAGAAAAUGGUUUGUCCAUUAACUUUAGAUGGCGUCAUAAUCUUUAAAAAUUCUUCAUAGUUUAUCAUGC